This is a messenger RNA of Colletotrichum godetiae, 633 nucleotides long. RefSeq lists its product as uncharacterized. NCBI's taxonomy places the organism in Eukaryota, Fungi, Ascomycota, Sordariomycetes, Glomerellales, Glomerellaceae. The record is from RefSeq and is a predicted model, not a curated record. The transcript has a single exon. Bases 260 to 595 code for a protein of 111 amino acids.
CUUUUACCUCACUUUCAAUUCACCACCCCGUGUGAACCAGCACAUCUAUUUCACGCCCCCCUCUUUCUGUCCAGAACCCAUCAUCCUCCAUCCCAUGGUACGGACACCAAUGGCAUACCCCUGCUCUCCUCCUUCUCCCUGCCGUUUAGUCCCGCCCGCCUGCACGAAAAAUUAAGAAUCCAGUGGCUAGGACAUCCCUGCUUCAUAGUACGGCCCUUUCUCGAGAGUCUCUAGUCUCACUUCGUCUUGAAUGUCUUGAAUGUCUCUCAUGGCAGCCGCAAGCCUCCGUUUCUCACUCUCACUCCUGUAUCCGUAUCUCAGCUUGGCCACUCUGCUUCAUCUUCUCUAUGUACGUAUUCGAACCGGCCCGGUGGUUUGGGCUACUAUCAACACUCAAUCUUUGAUCUUGACCUUCGUAUCUGCGCCUGAAGUCCCUUCUCUCAAAGACUCACUCGGAACACCCUCGUCGUCAUCGUCUUCAAGAUCGACCUCAGCUCAAUAUCACCCUACCACUUCGAUACCUUGUUUACGCACGAAGACUUACAGCUUUCCACUCGCCUCACUCUGCAAACUGUCAAACCUUGACGUUUCUUGAAGAGUGGCCCUGGCAUGGUACCGAUGACCAGCUCCCAC